CCGGAGCGCCUGGUAUGGUAGAGGAGAAACUGCAGAUACAGGCAGACUAACGGAGACACGGGCAGGGAAUUGUCUGUUUUGUUUUCUUUUUAAGUUUUAAAAAUGAUGAAGAAACAGCUCAAUCGGAUGUUACAGCUGGCAAACCACGCCGCGGGAAGAACCGAGAAUUCACUGCUUCUCAGCGAGGACCUCAUCCAGUUUGAGAACAGGAUUGAACCAGCGCGGCGCGCCACAUCCAACACGUACAAGAAGCUGCAGGCCUGCCUUCAAGGUCAACAGGGGUCAGAUCUGGAGAGACGCCUGAAAAAGAUGCCGCUGAUGGUGUUGUCACAGUGUAUGGCAGAAAGCAGUAGAGAGCUGGACAGUGAGUCCUUCAUUCGGAAAAUGUUGGAGGUGUGCUGCUACGUGGAAGGUACUUUGGCGAAGGUGCACGUUGAACACGAACUCCAUCUGGAGAAAGAAAUCCUGGACCCUCUCAUUAAGUUAUCCGAGGAGGAGCUUCCCAACAUUCUCAAACACAAGAAGCAGCUUGCCAAGCUAACGCAGGACUGGACAGCAGCAAAGAAUCGGCUGUCGCAGGCGACCAAGUCAACCAACGCAGGAGCGGCCGCUCAGUCUCAGACGACGAAGGUGGACCUCCUCAAAGAAGAGGUGGAGGAAAUCUGGAGAAAAGUCGAGCUAUCUAAGGACGAGUACGCUGCUGACUUGUAUCACUUUGCCAGCAAAGAGGAGGAAUACUCCAACUACUUCUACUUGCUAAUGGAAGCCCAGGCAGAUUACCACAGGAGGUCACUGAAUGCUCUGGACACCCUGCUGCCGACACUGAAGACCAGCACCAACACACCAGCUGUCAUCCCAAAGAACCCUGCCUUCGGAUGUCCGCUGGAAGAGCACCUGGAGAGCCGAGGGCAGGACAUCGCCCUUCCCAUCGAGGCCUGCGUCAUGAUGCUGCUCGAGAAAGGGAUGAAAGAAGAGGGCCUGUUCCGACUGGCAGCUGCAGCUUCUGUUCUGAAGCGUUUAAAAUCUGCGCUGGACAGUGGCUCCUUCGACCCACAGGAGUUUAAUUCAGACCCACACGCUGUAGCGGGUGCGCUGAAGUCCUAUCUGCGGGAGUUACCUCAGCCACUCAUGACAUUUGAUCUGUACGAUGAAUGGUUUCAAGCUGCCAGUGAGAAAGAUCUUCCUAAGCAGAUAGAACGGCUGAAAGACGUGUGUGCCAAGAUGCCUGCAGAAUUCUACAAGAACUUGCGGUAUCUCAUUAAAUUUUUGGCGAAGUUAGCGGAAUACCGGGAAGUGAACAAAAUGACGCCCAGCAACAUCGCCAUUGUGCUAGGGCCAAAUCUUCUUUGGCCCAGGAAUGAAGGGAAGGUGUCGAUGAUGGAUAUGGCAUCAGCAUCUUCGGUCCAGGUAGUGUCCGUCAUUGAGCCCAUCAUACAGAACGCAGACAGCAUCUUCCCUGAAGAUUUGGAUUUCAGUGUGUCGGGAAUGUUCGGCCCAAGUUCCCUGUAUUCGAGUUACACAGCUCCAAAGAAAGAGACUGUCCCGAUGGAGCCGACACAGACUGCAGCCCCACCGGUCAAGGAGUUCGCAGUGCAGAAGGAAGAGUGCUUGAGCGAGGAACAGCCCUUGGUUCCUCCACCAUCACCGCCCUCGCACAUGGCUGAGGGGCCCAGCAAAGUGGAAGCCCGACCGAACCAGACCCCAUCCGUCCAGGCCGAGGUUACCGCCAGCCAGAAUCCUAACAACUCGGCGAAGAAAGCAAAGAAACCAGGCCCCACCAGACCGUCCUACCCUCCCCCACAGCAGCCGAAAGCCAAUCUGCCAUGGACAUCGAAGCCAGUCUGCAGCACCCUGACCAACACCGGCGAGGAGCGGGUACCUAUCAGCCGCAGAGCCACCACCGGUCCGGUCCGAGUGCCCGCAGUGCCCCCCCCUCCCGUUCCCGCCCCUCGCUCCCACCUGCGGACCACCAGCCUGGACCUGCCCAGCUCGAUGGUGGCAGACGGCCUGCAGCUGGGCUCCAAGGACAAGAGCAAGCAGACGCUGGAGGCCCUGGUCAAGCGGACCAUCCCCGAAACGCUGCCCUCGCACCAGCGGGUGCUGGUCUGCUGGGACAUGCAGCCUGAGGCCACGCCCAGGACCAGGGUCUACUCGGCCGGUCAGGCGAUGAUUUCCGGUGUGAAAUUGGAGAUGAACGGAUCUUCCUCCGAGGACAAAAGUGGUUCCCAGGAGCAGUUACCAGAAGCCACCACAGAAGAGCAGUCAUGAUGAUCAUCAUCCUUCCUGUACUCCCCCCACCCACCCAGUUCCAAAAACAGAACCUAUGAUUGGAGAGCACUGGAGCUCCUGCAAUCCAAAUUAUUUUUUUGGCUCCCCUACCACUCCAGCAUCUAAUGAGAAAGUGAGGAUUUGAGACCUGCCUGUCCUAUUGGUUAGCUCACGCCGGAGAAGCGUCCAAUUGCUUCGGGCAGAUCCUGGUUUUCCUUUUGUCAACGGGGAAGGCCGAAGGUCUGGAGUGAGGGUGGAGGAGACUUGACGGAACCAGCAAUGACCAUGACAAGUGCGAGCAGUCUGUCGCCAGGCAGGAGAAGAGCGUUCCAGUUCAAGACCAACUCCCAUCCCCGGAAAUGUUCUGCCCCCUGGCAUGGGGAUGCAAAUCAGGGACAGAGAUCCGAGGACUGAGUGCGGCCUCUGCCCAGUCUCAGCCAGGGGGUAAAAUGGUGCUGUCCUCAGAUGCAAGACGUUCCAGAGCAUUUCCAGAGUGUGUAGUCACUCCACGAAAGAUUAGCCUUAUUUGUCACACGUACAUCGAAAUGCGCCAUUUGCGUCAACAGCCAACACAGUCCGAGGAUGUGCUGGGGGCAGCCCGCAAGUGCGCCAAAGUAGCAACCCCACAACUUACUGACCCUAGCCUCUGCGUGUUUGGAGUGUGGGAGGAAAUGCACGUCAUCACAGGGAGAACAUUCCAGACUCCUUACAGGCAGCAGCAGGAAUUGAACACUGGUCUUAGCACUGGCAUUGUACAGCGUGGCGCUAGCCGCUACGCUACUGUGCUGCCCGACCCAUUCUCCCGUCGGUGCCGGCGUUUCUGAAGUGGGGGAAGCUCAACUUCUCAGCCACCUGCCUCAGGACAAAGAGUACGACCCCGUGCGCCAGAGCUGGCACCUUGCGGUGAGCGCAGUGGAGCAUUCAGCCCGGUCUCUGCCCGGACUGCGGCGCAGUGAGUGGGCUUCCAGUGAGGGGUGGGACGCCUCUGCCUCCAUCUGCUUCAGCCCUCUGAUCAGAAGUGCCAUCUUCUGUCCCCAGUGGCCCAGGCCUCUUUAUUUUUGUACAAAAAUAUCUCACUGUAAAUACUACAUGAAAAGUGCCUUGUGUAAUUUAAAUAUGUCUGAUGCCACAGUAAUAAAAGAAAUUAGAGUUUU
This is a messenger RNA of Hypanus sabinus (Atlantic stingray), 3422 nucleotides long. RefSeq names its product SH3 domain-binding protein 1-like. Gene Ontology annotation, cellular component: cytoplasm; intracellular anatomical structure; cytosol. Bases 103 to 2268 code for a protein of 721 amino acids. Gene Ontology annotation, biological process: regulation of Rac protein signal transduction; regulation of actin cytoskeleton organization; signal transduction. NCBI's taxonomy places the organism in Eukaryota, Metazoa, Chordata, Chondrichthyes, Myliobatiformes, Dasyatidae. The record is from RefSeq and is a predicted model, not a curated record. Gene Ontology annotation, molecular function: protein binding; GTPase activator activity. The transcript has 19 exons.